CGUUAAUUAAUUAUUUAUCACAGGGUUUAAUUGCUUUUCAGGUGUUUAUACGUAAUAAAUAAUGAGUAACGAAAUCUCUAGACGAUUUGAAGGCCCGCCUCAACCGAGAAGCGCGGCAUUUUUAAUGCAAUGUGAACGUAUCAGAAAAGACGAAGAAACUGCUGAUCAAGCUUUCCAAAUACGAUUAGAUAAGCAGGUUAAUGAAAGAGCUUUAUGGAAUGAACAAUUAGAAGAAAAAUGUCAAUAUAAAAGAUUAAGACAAAAUAUGAAAUUUAUAGAGGGGGAAUUAACAAUGGCUAAGAAAGCAUCAAUAGAGAUUAGAAGAGUAGCUCUAAAACAACAAAUAGAUCAAGAUAAAGAUUUAUAUGAUAAGGAACUUUUGUCUCAAGGAAAAACUUUCUAUAAGCAAAGAAUCUAAGAGUGUCAGAAACUGUUUGGAAGAAAAGAAUGUAAAAGACAGUUAAUUGGAAAUACUAUGGUAAAGAUUUGGAAACACUAUGGAAAGAUUUGGAAAUAUCACAGAAAAACUAGGAAACAAUCCAGCAAUGUUCAAUAAUUAAUAAAUUUAAUGUGUUUAAGAAUUGAACUUUAAGCAAUUCUUUGCUUGGUAGAUUUAGAAUGGCAAUGGGGAACUUAAUAUUUUUCAAUUGCUUAUUCAAUUACAUGUAUAAACAAAGUAAAUAAUCUCAUAAAUGUUGGCACAGAAAAUAGUAGAACGCAAGACAUUUGUAUCCAUAUGGAUUUCUAAUGAUUUGUACUUAUUCAAACACAAAAGCUUUUGUCAGCUGCUUAUUUCAUGUAAGUCUUUCAUAAGACUUAAUAAUAUAUGCAAGUUUAAUUAUAACCAUUCAGCAUUAUUCCUUCAGAUUUUAAUUAUUUUGAUAUUAUUUUAUGUGAUAAUGUUAUAUAUGUGAUACUAUUAUAAAAUUGAUGUUGAAUUUCAUCUACUUUGUCCUUAUUUUCAUUAAUAUCUCUGCUGAAGAUUUAUCAAGAAAUAAAAUGGAUUUUUUUGAAUU
Lottia gigantea (owl limpet) is the source of this 1016-nucleotide messenger RNA. RefSeq lists its product as hypothetical. The record is from RefSeq and is a predicted model, not a curated record. Lineage: Eukaryota; Metazoa; Mollusca; Gastropoda; Lottiidae. The transcript has 4 exons. Bases 62 to 418 code for a protein of 118 amino acids.